CUCAGUGUUUUGUCGAUCACACCCAGUUUGUUUCAUCUGAAGGAGACCUCUCAACCCGACCCAGACAGCCACGACUCACAGCAGACAUAGUUCUUCAUCGUCGAUUUGUAUGACGUCCUCCUCCACUCUACUCAUCUUGUCCAUGAAGACACGCAGCCCACUCACACUCUCCAAGUGGCCCGGGUCAUGCAUCACCUGCACAACUCCAAUCACACACACAGGGAUUGGUAUUAUCAUAUGGCGUGCCGAUUGAUUGAGUGACCUGUGUGAGCAUGCCGAUGGGGUUUUGUUCGAAUGCCUCGUGCACCGCCGGAGAACAGCACGUGCAGUAGGGCGACUGGGGGCUGGAACCCACUACCAGACGAAACCCUGAUCGAUGCCCACACAGAGAGAGGACGACACGCCACAUUCAUGUUGACACGAAUACACGUGGGUGGGUUGAUGUGUUGGUUGCUUUGCUUGUGGUAGCAUAGCAUGCAUAGCUAUCUAUCUCACCCCCGAUGAAUCCCCUGAUAGAGUGUGGGCAAGCGCCAAGGCACGAGUCAUCGCUGCUGCCCGUGUCCUUCUCAGAUGGGUCGGCCACAAACCCACUGGACAAACAACAGCCACACACACACAAAGGGACCCAAGGUAGGUGGCCAGCGGCGUGCAUGACAGUCACUCAGUCCUACACUUACUGCGGGUGUUGUGAGAGAGUGACCAGCAGCUCCACAGCGAGUGCCGAGGCCAUGGGCGACACUCCUGGACGUGUGACAGUACACUGCUGAUCCAAAGUCCUAACCACACGUGUCAGUCACACAAACACCCGAGGCAGCACACACAGCCGAGAAAACAGGGAGACAUAAACUGCCGUGCGUCGUGUCACGUUGCCGUUGCAUGGCCUGUAUGUACGCAUUGCCCACCUGUUGGAUGUGGUGUCUCUGGGUGCCGACAGGUCAUUGCAGAAGUAGCAGGCCAGGCUCUGAUCCUUGUACCCGUGACGCAGCACGAGAAAGGAGUCGAACCCCAACGCUACAGUGAUGCCCAGCGGCACACCACCGCACCCACCCUCACCCUCUGACCCCACCGCCGCUCCACCUCCUGCCGUCUGCUGCUGCUGUUGCUGUUGCUGCCUCCUGACGGCCCGCCAGGAUUUGUUAGCGAUGAGGAAUGAGGGCAGCCAGCGGGACUCACGUGAGUCAGUGCCCAUGAACACUACAUCGUGCUCAGAUAUCAGCUCGUCCAGCGUGUGCAGGGACCGCUCGAUCGAUGCCGAUGUGCUGGCGGCCGCACCGCUGCCGGAUGGGGAUGGGGCUGAUGCUGCCGACGCGUCGAAGUGGCCCGGCAUGGGUAUCUCGAACACCACACCCCUCGCAUCCACAUCGGGGCGAAUCUCACGCAACGCCUCACAGGCAGCAUCCACCUUGGGACGACCGCUGCCGCCCUGCACUCACUCCCACGCACAGCACCGCACAUGUCAGUCAGGUACAGAAUGCAAUGCAUACACAUGGGCUAGCUCAGCUGACUUGACUUGUCUGGGGGCUGGGCUGGGCUGAUGAUGUCAUGUCACAUGUGCGGUGCAUGUGCUGUGGUGUGGGAUGGGAGGCUGACCUCGGCCGCUGCAUCUUGGUGUUUGAAAAGGCUUUGCCUGACGGGGUUGGACAUGGCCACAUUGCCGCUGUCGACAAAGGUUAUGUGCCUGGCAGGCAGGCACACAUUCACAGACACGCACCGCACCGCACCAAACGCACACACCACCCACAACAGAGCACUUGCACAGAUGGAGGAUUCUUCUGUUGCCUAUGCGCUUACUUGGCCCCCCAGGCAAUGAGUGCCCUGGCGAUUGCGCACCCCAGAGUGCCCGCGCCCAGCAGAAGGAAGCGCAUCGAGUUGAACCUCUCUGGAUCGAACUGUGGCACCAUGCGCCACUUGAUGAGCUUAACAUUGAGGUCGACGGCGUUGGCUUGUAUGGUGGUGAAGUCGAGGUAGUCACACAGGUUGACCUGCUGCACUGUCGUGCUCUUGUGCUGCUGAUGGCCUGGUGCCUGGCCAUGGCCGUCCGCCACCGGCCACCUCACCCAACCGCCCAGACACGUCGCUCGUGCAGAGCUGCUGCCAUUUCGGCUGUCAUGGGAUAACGGUGGUGGGAGGGUGAAGGCAUCGGCAGGUGGGAAGCGGACGGUAUAGACCGACGACUGAUAGGACGGACGGUACUCGUUGUCAGCCUGGUGGGUGAUGACCUUGCGGAGGUCCCUGAAGGCCAAAAUGCGGAUGGUCCUGCCGUACAGACGCCUCUUGCUAGCCAGAAGGAAGAGCACAUUGCGCAAGCCCCACCCCAUGGCCUCCGCUGAGGUGGACGAGUCUACAUAGCCGAGCCACGGCCCAUCCGCGGCCCCACCAGCAUUCCCUCCCCCCACAUGGACGUCGAACAGGCCAUCCUUGAGCGUCGUGUGGUCGGCCUUGAGCUGUCGCAUCAUGGCGCUGAUGUCUUGGGCCGUCAUGGCUUGGUCAAGGUGCUGGUGGUCGAUGUGUUGGUAUGAGGGGUUGGGGCUGAUGACGGGGAAGGCAAUGGAGUAGUACACGCGAUACUUCUUGAGGUCGAUAAACGUCAGCAUCACCAACACGCGACCGGCACCACAUGGGGCCAUCUCCCGCAGCCCCCUCACGCGCACACCACCACCACCCGCAGUGUCCCCUGCCGCUCGCCUAGAUGAAUAAUCGUCAGAUUCAGCCGCACCUUCCGCACCGCCGUUUGCAAUGGCCGCGGCCACAGUGUCGGUGAGCUGUUUGCGGUCGAAUGAGCGGAACUCCUCGAGUGUGUUGACGUUGAUGAGUGUCCCCCGCCACUCCUCGUGAAGCAGACUCGAACCACUCUCGUCAUUGGUGGCCACCCCUCCCUCCCCGGUGCUGCUGGUGUGGGUGAAUGAAGAUCUGGUCAGCCGGAGCUGCCCAGAUGUGCGGGAGGCGUCCUUGGAUGCGGGACUGUGCGGUGCGGGUCUCUCCAUGGUGGCGACGAUGGGCACUCGGGGUGUCGUGAGCUUCAUGCGGUCGAGCUUCUGCGCUGCCAGCUCUUGCCAGAAGGAGAUGUCCACCACUACACGGGGCGGCUCAAACGACAGAGGAUGCGCCAUGAUGCCCCGUUUGCGCGCAGAUCUCCG
Molecule: messenger RNA, 3137 nt
Organism: Vitrella brassicaformis
Lineage: Eukaryota; Vitrellaceae
Source: the annotation of a GenBank genome assembly